GGAGGGGGAGCCGAUUAUGCACAGUGCACAGGACACGUUAUUGGCAGUAGCCCGGCCUGUCGCCUCGUCUGCAAGUUUAUAACCUUUAUGUUAUUUGUUUUUAAUUGAGGAAUUAAUAAAUUCCUGGCUCUGGGUACUAUCUUGUUAUGAAUGUGUCAAAGUGCGGGUGGCGUUGUCAAUGCUUACCAAAGGUUUCCUUGUGGCUCGAAUGUCGAAAUGAGCACUUGUAAACAUAACCUGUCCUCUUAUGUGUAAACAUAUGACAUGUCACUUGACAGCCCGUGCAUGACGUCUUAGUUUCAUGCUUGCUUCAUCAAUAUGGUUUUAAUCAAAGAAAUAGUCUUACCAGAAAAUACCUAAUCCCCAAACUCAUUCAGAGUAUUGUUUUUAUACUCACGUUGAAGAAUGUUCAAACUUGAGUCCUACAUCACUCCUAUUCUUCUAAGCUAUGUUGAUAAAUACAUUAAAAAUUUCAAACCUGAAGAUUCUCAGUUAUCGCUAUGGGGUGGAGAAGUUUCUCUUCACAAUUUAGACCUAAGGCUCGAAGUUCUGGAAGAGGAAUUGCAACUUCCAUUUACAUUUGUCAGUGGGCACAUACAUGAACUUAUUAUUCAUGUCCCCUGGACUAAGCUAUAUUCAGAACCAAUAUGUAUUACAAUCAACACUAUAGAAUGUAUUUUGAAGCUGCGUGGGGAGGAUUCCUCUGCCCAAGAUGGAGGAGGAAAUGGAAAUGGAACCAAAGAAAGACGUAGACGCCUUAACAAAACAUCAGAUGCUCCAGCACCUCCUGGUUAUGUACAAACCAUGAUCAACAAGAUAGUCAGCAAUAUCACCAUCAACUGCUGCAAUUUAAUUGUGAAAUAUGUAGAGGAAGAUAUUGUCAUGUCUAUGAAUGUGAAAAAUUUAAUUUUUCAAUCUGCUAAUGAUAAAUGGGAACCAGAAUUCAGUGAUUUCUUAUCAUCUCACUUAAUGCUUCGUAAGAUCAUUAAACUUUCUGAUGUGACUGUAUGCCUUGACAAGAGAAAUGCCUCUGGAAAAAUUGAUUCCUAUCAGGAGCCAGUGUUGUACCGAUGUUCGUUGAUGAUGCGAUGGUUACGCUGCUAUAAUUCAGCUUCUGCUCACCAAGCUAAUGUGUCAAGACUUGAUAUUCACUGCUUCAAAAUGACAUUCAACAUAAGUGAACUUCAGGUUCCUAUGAUGAUGCGGUUAAUGUUGCUAGCACGUGCACUUCAAAACAGAGAAGUAGGACAACGAUCCAUUGAAACAGAGUGCCAUGUUGAAACGGAGGACGGUGAUGAGAGCUCUGGUGAAAACCUUGAUCAAGAUUCUUGGACUGGGUGGGCCUGGAACUUGGUACCAGCUUUGCCCAGUUGGAGUGAAGACUGGACUGGGGAGGACUCAGAAGAGAAAGGAUUUACAUUUCAAUCUGGAAUUUAUAUUGAUGACCUUGCUUUCAAUCUUAGGGUUGGAGAAAGUAGUUCUCAUGAUGGAAAUGCUUGGAAAAACAAGGUGGAACCAUUUCUUACUUUAUCCCUUAAGGGUUGUUUGCUUGAUUACACUAGCCAUGACCAUGUUUGGGCCAAUUGCCAACUUGGAAUUAGUAGCAUUCAGCUUGAACCUGUGGGACCUUGCAGUUGUGGGGUGAAUGAAACUACUCUUGAAAAGUGUAUGCCAUAUUUUGAAAGUGGUUCAUACCAAGAGACUUAUUUAUCUCAAUCACUUUUCUCGCCCAGUGCUGUUGAAAAUUGUGGAGAAAAGCGUAAUUAUAAUUUUUCUUGGGACAUUCACCAAAAUAUCUUUUCUGAGUCCAGCCUUCUUGAGAAAACACCUGCAUUAGCUAUUGAUUACCUUUACAUGGUUGAACUCACUGAAAAAUGUGAUCUUGAGAAGCUUUCAGAAUUGAAUGGGGAUUUAGAAUACAGUGAUCUUCCGGAGCAUGCCUUGUGUCGAACAGUAAUGGGACCAUUUGUCUUGCGAGUAAAUUCAGGAUUGUUACAUCGAAGUGACAAAGUAAAGCUGGCAGCAGCUUUGUAUGACUAUCAACCAUACAGCACAUCACCUCCAGAGGACCGUCGAGAAUUACUCCCUGCUGUAACAACCGAGGAGUAUGAUAGUUUGGAAGAGAACAUUCCUCUAAGAACUUAUCAGUACACUGUUUUUCAACCAAAAGUAGAGCUCUUUCUUGCUGAUCAUCCAGGUGUACCAGGCCCCAGCAGGAGAAAAAUAUCAGUCACUCAUCUAGACCUUCCAGCUCAUUUUAAAGGAUCAAAUUUAUCUGUGGAAUGUCAAUGUGUGGAUGCCCGCUUCAUCUCCCCAAUGUACCCCCGCCGUUUGGUUCGCUCUGCAUGUCUUCUUCCAACUCUGCCUCAGCAUAUGUUCCAUGCCUGCCAUUCACACGCCAUAGGUCGUGUUCUGGGUUUGACUGGCAAGCUAUCCUCUUCACCCCAGUCUCAAUGUCAAGUUUUCUCUGUUGAUAACAUGCUGUACAAACAGAAACAGCUUUUCCUUCCACAUCUCUGGGAAGGUAAUGAUAUACUUUAUGAAGAACGUUCUUUAGAGGCUGAGAAAGGAACUGUCUCUAUUACUGUUACAAAACCUCAAAUGAUGCUUGUAAUACAAAUUUUAACAUCUCUUGUGGAGAAUAAAGCACCAUCAGCGGUUGUUUGUGAUGCCUUUGUGGAAGGGAGAAUCCUCGAAGUCAUGUUAAACAAUAUUUCGUGGCAGAAUGGGCUUACAAAGUAUACUAGGUUUGACUCAUUAACUCUGGCAGGAGUCACUGCUGCUCUCAUUGGUUCUUCCAAUGUGAACUCAGACAUGUUAGUUAAGCCAAAAACCCUUAUUUUCUCGAGUCCAACUGAUGAGAAAGGGGACCAAGAGACCUCUUCUGUACCAUUCAUAAAAGCUUGCGUUCAGUGGCCACAACAACUUGCUCAGCAGUCACAUGCUCCAUUGCUGUUUAUCAGCAUUCAAGAGGCAUUUUUCAACAUUGAUCCAUUGCUGUAUGCCUGGCUGUUAGUCAACCCCAACACUAUUAGCUUAGGUACAAACUAUGCUGCCUCCAGGACAGCUUUUGCAGCCUCAGACCUCAAUACUCAAAGUGGUCGCAGUGGACACCGUAAAAUUUCUGAUGUCAGUGGAAGUCACGACAGGACUCGACGUUCUCAGACUCCUCUGUCAGUUCAUAGCAGUGACAGAGAUAAGGAAACUCUUCCUCCACCUUUAAAGACUCAACAUUCGGGUUUAAGCAUUGAUCAAAUCACACCCAACUCCAAGGCACACCCAACAUCAGAUCCUUGGGAAUUUUCCAAGUGGCUUGUGCAGUGGUUUCCUAUUUGGCAAGGGCUUGUCGUCAGCAUUGAUGUAUCCCAUUGGCAAAUACAUUUACCAACUCUGUCACUGGCAAAACCGGAUAUUUCAGUGCAAGAAAUAGCUGCUCCUGUCGAUAGAGUUUGUAUUCGCCUCCCUGUUGUUCAAAUCAGCAGUGCCACUCCGCCUCACCGACAUUCCCAGCCACUGUUCCCCACUCCCAUCAAGCUGCCCAUUCAUCUUCCCUCCUCUACAUGGGUUGAGGGGGGUUCGAAUUUUCCUUGGAAUGUUAGUCUUUCUGAACUGUCUGUUUGGACUCUAUGUAAUGGAGAGCAUAAGUACCUUCUGAAGCCUGUGACGACCAAAUGUACAGUUGGAUUGUCCACUCGUUUUGCCAGCAGCAGCAAAGACUGCAUCACAUCCCUUGGCUUGUGUAUUCAUAAUGACACAGGUGCCCUUCAUGUCAGUGUUAACCAAGCACAGGCAAAGAUUUUGAGCAAUGUGCUGCUAAAUAUAAUGGUUGUGAGCCGGUUAAUAUUAAGCCAGCACUGUCCUUCUAGCUCAGUUAGAGCAACCUCUUUACCACCUGCUCCUCCCAGCCCAACAACAAUCAGUGAGUCUGCAAGUAUUAGUGAACCAAGAAAUGUUAUGAAGACCUCUCUGUGUGAGCCUAUCCAAAUUCCUGACGAAACAGUCAAGCUGAGUGUUUGGAUGCAAUGGACAUUAGCUCGGAUGUCGAUAAAUUUGUAUCAGCAGUGUGAAAGUGCGACACAUGGCAUGAAGCGCACAAAACUUACAGUUGAGGUUGAAGACUUAAUGACUGCACUAGAUUUCCAACAGGUUUAUUCUAAACUUAAACUGAAAGUUGCUAGUGCCAAUGUUCAUCAUUUCAUUAGAUAUGAGAGUGACAAGGCGUGGCAGCUCUCUCCUUACCAGGGGCGUGUCAUGUGUGCCUAUGAGGAAAUUGCACCACCUUCCAGUGGACAAGUGCAAACCGAUGAUGGUUGUGGUCUCCUUACAGCAACAUUAACUCGUGCUAAAUGCCGAAAUGUGCAUAGCCGCUGGGGUGCUCCUUUGGGAAGUGGCUCUUCAUCCAAGCGCUAUUCGGAUAUGAAAGUUCCUGGCCAUACUGCCCCAGCUGCCUGUUUCAUCACUGAAAUAUUAGUGAAACUCCAACCCCUAGAUUUUUUACUGUGUGUGGAAACAUUGGCAGAGCUGAGUACUAUACUCCAGCCUUUCACUGUCCUCUUGGAUGAGUACAACUGUGGCCCCAGCCAAAAUGUAAAACCUUCUACAGCACCUGUUCCUGGGUUACCUACUGUGUCGAGUGCGUCACUCCCACUUCUAUAUCUGGAUUUACAAGCAGUUCGUGUUUUAAUGCCAGUCAAUAACAAGUUUGGUUUUCAUGACACUUUCAUUGUCCAGAUGGACUCAUUAACACUCUCUCCUCAUGCUGAGAAUCCACUCUGGAGAACGCCCAUACGUCCAGAUGUAUUUCACAUGGCAGAGCAAGCACGGAUAUUAACAAUACCUGGCUCAGAAGUAGAAGACCGGCAGUAUGAGCUGAAUGUCACAGGACUUGCUAUGAGCACAGGGCAAUGGCACAACAUUGAAAGCUGCCGCAAAAUGCCAACAAAUACACCGGCAUCAAGUUUACGCACAAUGAGUGAAAAUCCUGCCCUUGUAUGGAACAGUCUAGGUUCAAAUACUCAAAAUAAUGCUUCAGAGAUUGUAGGCAGUCCAAAGCCACAGCUGAUGACAGUUUUAGCACCAUUAAAAAUCUGCAUGAUUGGUGCUCCUGCUAUUGUUUACUGUGGAAAAGUAUUAGUGUGCGGCCAUGCAUUAGAGAUAAAUGCCAUAUCUGACAUUGACAUAAAACUGACUACAAAUCAGAUGUGCCUGAUGGUGAACCUGCUCUCUGAGCUGCAGGGUGUGCUGCUCAAUUUCCUGUCCAAGCCUGAUGGGUCCAAGCCUAUCAAACCAUCAUUUGUGGUUGAACUGGCUGAGAAACAGUAUUACAACAGUCUACUGUCAAUGCCUGAUCCACCAGCUAUAGAGCAAGUACACUUUGAUAGUGGCAUUGAUACUGCUGAUAUAUCAAGUAUUGAGACGCUCCAUAGUUCAAGAGUGCGAGGAAGCCGCCGCGUGUCACGGUCGCCACGAUACAUUGAAAGUGUCCAUGGUCCCUCUGUGCACUCGGCCCCGUCGCAAGCAUGGACCCUCAAACAAGAACGAGACUACACUAUGCAAACAAAGCCGGCAAAUGAGCAACCUGUUGAUCUCUUAGCUUGUUCAAGGUCCAGUCUUCAAAGAGAAAAAUCUUCUGAUCCACACCCCAGCAGAGACAAAAAUUUGGACUCUCCCUUUGAUCUUCUUAUUACUGCGGGAAGAAUUUCACUGAUGAUCCAUGAGGAUUCCCAUUCAAGUUCAGAGACUGAAUGUACAAAAACUGUUACCAUGCACAAGCCACUGUUUCGCAUUUUGGUGACACAACCUCACAUGUUUUACUCUCUGUUUAGUCGCAGCUGUUCUAUCCAGCUUUCUAUGUAUAAUGCUCUUGUGCAAUUGGGAGUGCCACACUUCAUUGCAGAUUUCCAACCAGCUUUCAAUGAAACUGAUUUUCCAAUAAUUUUAUUUGAAAGUCGCAAGGGUGAUCAGGACCCACAAACUGGUGUACCUCCAGCGCUGUUUACAGCACAUUGGACUUUGACUCCUUCCAAACCAGCUGAGGUAUCUGUGGAGCUCGCAAGGCCCGCAAAAUGUGUCAUCAGUACUGAUAAUCUUGAGUUUAUUCAACACAUUAUGAAUGUUAUUUCAACCUGCCUUUCUCAUUCAAAUACCAUUAACAAUUCUUUGUUUGAAACCAAUCAAUCUGAGAAAAGUUUGGAUCAACUGCUUGACAGCCUCUCUGGCAUUGGUGUUGUUAGUUUCAAAUCAGUCCAAAUAGUUGUUGCCCUCCAGGCGGAAAAUAAAGAUCACAUUUAUUCUGUUUUGGAGAUGAGUGUUGUUUCUCUGGAUGGUGAUUUGAUGUGUCAAAGCCGAACACGGUGGGGAUGCAAUGUUUCUGCUGUGGAACGCAUUGCUUGUCAUCUCUCUUGUAAAGGAGUUAGUUUGGUAUCAAGCCAUCGUCUUGCUCGUCAUCUUUUACUUGAGCCUUGCAAUAUGAAUUUGAGGCUAGAAUUGUUGUGGCCUACUUGGCUGCCAAGAAGCCUACACAAUUCUCUUCCUCACACUCAACUGACAUUUCAGUCUGAUUUUGUUGCUGUGUCGAUAAGCCCCGAUAAUGUACAGUGCCUCAGUAACCUGUAUGAAGCAUAUAAACCAUUUAUAAGUGUCUCAGCUGAAGUCAAUCAGAUGGAUGUUGCAUUGCAACACAUAUCUCCAAGCACACCAACCUCAGAGGUUCAUUCAAGUGAAACAGAUUUUGUCGACACUGAACAACACUACACUGAUGAUCUUCGAGCUGGUGCAUUUCAAUUUAUGGAUGCAACAAAUACUUUAGAAAGGGACCAGAUACCACUGCCAUACCAAUGUGUGUUCUGGGAAAGCUCCCCUCCAGCAAUUGCCUGGCGAUAUCCUCAGCCCAGGUCUUUGACCAAUGUCCACAUAUUUCCAGUUCCUUUCAAGAGUGCGCCAGAUGCUGAAGUAGGUAAAGAGGAUGCUCCUGUUGUGGUUUGCUCCUUGCAAUACUGGUCUGAGUGCAGAGGCUCUUAUCAACACUAUGCUACUUUCCUGCUUUCUGAAACAAAUGAGAGCAAGGUGGAUUUGCCUUCAUCAUCUGUCUCUGCUGUGUCAGCAGUGUGGCGUGUUUUGCUGGCAGGAACUCAAGACAUGCAUGGGCAUGGUCUCACUAUGUCAGAUUCUGAUAGCAGUGAGUCAUUGACCACAGAUGUGCCUGUGGUAUCUCCUCGAGCUCUAGCUGCCUGCAUGAGAAUUGAUUCAUUCUUCAGUGCGUCAUUAGCACCAAACUUGCAAGCAAGUUUUAAUAUGACUGUCUUCCAGGUGUCUCUCAUAAACCAAUUGUCAGACUCACAACUGCUUCCUAUGCCUCCUGGAUUAGAAGACUAUUUAAUUGAUGGUAGAGUUCCAAGAAACCAUAGUUUUCUUUGGUGGUCCCUCAACCACUUUGCAUUAUUUUACUCUGCUUGGCCAGAAGGACGUGUAACUGCUGACUUAAACAGUCUUUCUGACCUUGACAUUCUUGACUACUCUACUCUUACUCAACAGAAGGUUGUUGAGCCUUUUCUGUCCUGCUUAAGAAUGUCUUUUAGUCCAGACAAAUCUGUAGAUGUAUCUGUUGUGAGUCGCCCCGUAGCCCUUAGAGUUACAUCUUCAGUAACACAUACCAUUGCAGCAUCCACAAAAUUGUGGCAUCAAGAGCUUGUGCAGGAAAAUAUAAAACCAGUUCAAGUUUUUGUGUCUCAGCAUAUAUUGUGCAAUGAUACUAUCCUUCCUAUAGUCAUAGGCCAAGUAGAAACCGAUGAGCAAAUUUUGUUGUCAAGUCGUCAGUGUCACAUGUAUUCCUGGCGAUCAUUAUCUAAAAAGCCCAGCAUGCAUCUUUCAGUCAUGGAUCCAAGCAUACUAAAGCUGGGCAAAGAAGUGUGGAGUUCACCUUUCUCCAUUGACUCACUGGGCAUGCAAUUGUGCAAAUUAUACCCGGAUUCCAGCAAGGAAAUAUUCCUCUUUGUGAAUGUCACUGCCUUGUCUGCUACUCAAAAGCGGGUGACAUUCACUGGUCAAUUGCAAAUCUUGAAUCAAGUUGGUCUGAUGCUAGAUCUUAGAAUAAUGCGACCAGCUGCUGAUUGGUCAUUGGAAGCAUGUAACUGCUUGGUCCCUCUACAACCUGACUGUCUGGCCCCUUCAUUGCUUUUAGACCGGCAUGCAAAUGAUCCCCAACUUGCCUUAAGGUUGCGCCUCAAAGGCCAGAUUGAAGCCAAUUUGUGGACAGGGGACAUUCCUUUGAAAGAGAACCCCAAGAGCAAUCAGCCUUGGCUAGUGAAAGUUCCUCUCCAAGACAAGCACCAAUUUGUCUGUGUUUGGUGUAGGGUCAUUCGAGAAAAUAUCCAGGGCUGUAAAAGAAUUCUGGUCUUGCUGAGUCCGAUGUAUGCUGUGCGUUCACUUCUUCCAACAGCAAUGCCAGUUGCCAUUACUAAUGAUCAGAAUGUAGACAGUCGUGUGUCUGUUGAAGUGCAGGGACAAGGUGAAGUUACAUUAUUGCAUUUACCAGGAGCUCUCAAAGAAAAUACUCACCAGCUGCACCUACGAAACUCUGCCAAUUUAAAAGUUUUCCCGUUUAGCUACUCUUGUAUUGAUCCUAAAAAGGUUUUUCCGAGUUUGGAUCAAGUUAAUAUUGACACUGUAAUAGAAUCAUCUCUUAAGGUUAAAAAAACAACCUGGCCUUUGCCAGAUGAUGAGCUUUCAUCCAUUGAAUGGAUUGGAACUGAGAUUGAAAAUUCUUAUGUACAGGCAAUGUAUUGCCCCUUGUCACAAUAUUCUGGCACCAUGGUCCUAGAGCUUCAUCCCUGGGCAUUGCUUUUGAACACACUGGGGUGUACCAUAUGCAUUGAGCAAUCAGGAGACAGAGUCUUAUCUCUACCAUCUAAAGGAAUAGUUGCACCACCAAAGCUGGAGGGAACUUUCAACUUGGGUCUUCAAUUGAACAACUCUGCAGAAUGGUCCUUCUCAGAUGCUCUUCAGCUAGCAAGGCCUGACUGGGGCAAAAGUUUUUACAUGCCUCGAAUAUCUGGCCUUGUGCCUAUUGAUGGUCAUGUGCAAAUUUCUGUCAAGUGUGAUUUAUCGGCAAUAUGCUUACUAACCCUGAGGUCUCAAGUGCUCUCCGAAGUUCGAGUUGUCAACAUUUGCUCAAGUUUUGUUGUCAGUAAUUCUACUUCCAUCCCAAUACAAGUAACAGGCAUUGCUGUACGUCAUACUGAUUUAAACAAGCGCCUGGUUGUGCCUACUAAAGACACUCUGGAGACUAAGAAUUCUACAAUAACUGUUCUUCCAAAUAACAAGCACAGAGGCUACCCCCUUGAAAAAUGGCUCCAUGUUACGUCCUGUGAGGCUGACCUUGUGCCAUUCAUUUCUGUGAGCGUUGAAGAAAGUAAAGAACUUGGCUGCCCCCUGCGCAUAUCUAACUUUCCUCUAAGAAGAAGAUUUAUUGUUCCAUAUCUAGUAAAGGAGAAUGAAGGAAUUUCCAAACAAACUUACAAAUCCUUUGUUAUGUCUGUUGUUGAAACUAAUGGGCAGACUUUCGUGAAUAUUGACCAUGAGCCUUACCCUCAGAUUAUCCUUCACAAUGACUGUGAUUUUGGUAUUCUUUGCGCUGAAGCUAUACCUCAAGGAAAAGCAAAUAACACAGAUUUUAAAAUAGUUUCAGACACUUCACCUUGGGACUGGCACUGUUCUGUGGAUCCCCAUUGUAGUGUUGGGUAUAAUACACCAUCUGCAGACGAUAUUUUUCCACAAAUUGUCACAGCUCCCCCAAACUAUUAUAUAGCUUUGGCUGUGGAUAUUGGCACCUCAAAUCAAGGAUCUGCUAUUUUGUGGUCACCAACUGUCCAAUUGAGUGGGAAGCAAGAGCAAUUCAUCAGUAUUCCUGGUCGAGGAGAUGUCAAAGUGCAUUCUUGGACAGAGGGUUAUUCAACUCAUGUUUCUAUUGAAGCUGUCAGUCGAGUAGAGAUUUGUGCUCGAGAUAUUCGCUCUCGCCUUUCAGCAGUGCCAGAAUUUCCUGAACCACUUGCUGCACCAGAUGAAGGUUCUUGUGCCACAAGUGAUUCUGAAAUGCCUCGGCCCAUAGAAGAGGAGAUCGUCUCCAGCCACAAUAUUGCAUAUAACAAGCAAUCUUCUGUUAAACUGGCUGUCUUCAUACAGUCUUUUACCUUGACACUUUCUGCUCCUGUUUCAAUGUCUGAUGAGAUUGAGGUCUCUGCGUUGACCCUUGACCAAAUUGCUGUCACUACAUCUCCUAUCUUGCCAAGUUCUUCCCAAUCUUCUCCACCAGAACUAUCCCUGCAAGUGACCUUAGGAGAUUUUCAACUUGACAACCAGCUAUUUGAACGGGGUGGUUUUGAUUUUCCGGUUGUAUUGAUGGGUCAGCAAGACAAAGAUAAUAUUAAAAAGAUACCUUCUGCGCCCGUAAGCCUGAGCACACCAGCCUCUGCACUGGUUAAUAAGUAUUCUCCUCAAGCUCUUCUUGCUAUUAACAUUACACUGGAGUCAAGUUUGAAUGGGACUAUACCUAAAACUGUUCAUGUCUCUAUUGGACCUAUUACUGCAUAUAUUGAGGAUAAGUAUGUAAUGGACCUAAAAAAGCAUGUAUUUGCUCUAUUGAGUCCCCUUCUAACAAUGUGGGCACAAAGUGCUGAUUCAGAGUCAGUGAAAAGUAAUUCGUUAACUGCACCAUGGAUCCCUGCUCCCUUACCUGUUUCUUUGGAGUUACAAGUCCUGAAACGCCCAUUACGUUUGACAACCCUAACAUUAGACCCAAUUUGGCUGCUGCUGAGUGUGCAUUCAAGUAUGCGCCUAUAUAUAGCUUUAGACAGGUCUCCCUUGCAGUUCACGCAGUUCUGCCGGCGAUCCGUCUUUACUACAUCUUACAAUUUGGGACACACACUUUCCAUGCAUUAUCUUUCAGGCGCUAUAUUUGGUGCAGGUUGGGUGGUUAGCUCAUUGGAGCUCAUAGGAAGUCCAGGUGGAUUUGCUCGUACUUUAGGUACAGGCUUACGUGAUUUUGUCAGCCUGCCCUAUCAUGGAAUUCUAGAAGGUCCAUGGGGUUUCCUUGUCGGAGUCACACAUGGCUCAGCUUCUCUCAUGAAACACUUUACCGCUGGAACUCUAACUUCAGUCACAAAAAUGGCAUCCAGUGUAGCUCGGAACUUGGACCGUUUAACUCUUGAUGCUGAACAUUUAGAACGUACAGAGGAACUACGUCGGAUGCGCCCUCAAGGUGUCGCAGAAGGACUUUUGCAGGGACUCACAGGCCUAGGAAUAAGUUUGCUUGGUGCUGUUGGAGGGUUGGCUCACCAUCCACUUCAGUCAAUGCUGUCUGGCGAGGCUUCUCCAAAGGGGCUUGUGACUAGUGUCGGGCGAGGACUGGUUGGAGUCUUCACAAAACCCCUGAGUGGGGCUGCUGAUCUGGUAGCCAUGACUGGACAGGGACUCCUUCAGGGCGCUGGAUGGAGUAAUUUGCCCAAGCCAAAGAAUCAAUUAAAAUCUGAGAGAACUAAACUCCAAAGAAGUGCCUUGAUCAAAUACAGCAGCAAAGUCCAACAUCCAAAUGCUCCACAUUGUCUCCUUGUACUGGAGGCUACCUUGGAAUCUAGUCCAUCUCGCUUCAAGGCUGUCACACUGAUGCUGACACCGCAGAGCCUAAUGGUGCUAUCAGCUGAUGGUGACACUAUUGAGUCCAAUUUGUCUCUCAGUGAAAUUAUUCUCCCCGAAAGUGAUGCAGAUCCUACCAUGCUCACCAUUAGCUUCAAAGGAGCUCCGCCUGUGGUUGACCAGAGAAUGUGGGACUUUGUCAAUGGCUGUCGUUAUGUGGUGAAUACCGGUCCACCAGCCCUCGAAACAUCGGAAGAUGUGCGCCCUGCCAGUCCUGUUCCACUUUCAACAACCAUACCACUUAGCAUGCAGACAAUCGAACACCAGUCUGCUCCCGAAGUUGAGGACACAAAUCCUAAUCUUAACUUAUCACGCUGUUCGUCUGAUGAUGGUGGUGUGUCGUUGAGUGCGGUUCAACCUGCUGAAACCACUGCAGCAACCACAGCAAGGCCUCCCAUUGUUUUCCAUGUGAAUCCCCAGCUGCAAAGCCACUUUAUUGUCCUCAUCAAAGUCGCUCAAAGGCAGAUGCAAAGCCAAGGCUUCCAAGUUCUGUGAUAUUUUUUCAAAGAUAUUUAUCGUUUAUAUAUUACAUAUUGUUAAAGAAAUUUAUUAUACCAUGUACCUACUAGAAUAAAAUUUUCAAAAAAACCUUGAAGGUGGUCCCACAAUCGCCGCGGAACACGGGCUUCAGGCUUCAGCCGUCGGAUCAGGGCUCUGUAACGUCUGGUUUAGCCCCUAUCCCAUAAAUUCGCUACAAAUUCACCAUGUUGUCACAAUUUUCGUCGAAAUAAAUACAUUCUCCG
Thrips palmi is the source of this 12431-nucleotide messenger RNA. RefSeq names its product vacuolar protein sorting-associated protein 13B (gene Vps13B). NCBI's taxonomy places the organism in Eukaryota, Metazoa, Arthropoda, Insecta, Thysanoptera, Thripidae. The record is from RefSeq and is a predicted model, not a curated record.